Messenger RNA from Notothenia coriiceps (black rockcod), 1694 nucleotides. RefSeq names its product ALK tyrosine kinase receptor-like. Gene Ontology annotation, cellular component: signaling receptor complex; plasma membrane. The record is from RefSeq and is a predicted model, not a curated record. The transcript is spliced from 13 exons. Gene Ontology annotation, molecular function: ATP binding; transmembrane receptor protein tyrosine kinase activity. The coding region runs from base 6 to 1694 and encodes 562 amino acids. Lineage: Eukaryota; Metazoa; Chordata; Actinopteri; Perciformes; Nototheniidae. Gene Ontology annotation, biological process: protein phosphorylation; multicellular organism development; positive regulation of kinase activity.
ACCCUAUGCUGAAUAAGAUCUGUCAGGAACAGAGCGCCCCCAUGUCCAACAAAACCCAAGUGAAAGGGGGUGGAGGAGGAGGGGGCGGGGCCACAUAUUUGUUCAAGGUCGUAAAAGAUGUGUUCAUCCCCCUCAUCAUCGCUGCUGGGGGAGGGGGCCGGGGCUACAGCAGCCUAUCAGAGAUGCAGCUGGAGCAGAUGGAUUAUGACCCCAGCCAACCGGGACGCAACGGGAAGUCAAGUGCUGCAGGUGGAGGCGGAGGCUGGAACGACACUGCUCCUGUCAGUCAGGGGGGCAGACCUCUGGUGCUGGGGGGCCAGGGAGGGCAGGCCUGUCAAAAGUUCUGGCAGACUCGCGGUGGCUUCGGGGGCGGCGGAGGGGGGUGUUUGUCCGGGGGCGCUGCCGGAGGAUACAGAGGUGGUAACACCUCACUGGAUAACAAUCCCAAACACGAUGGUGACGAUGGCACCUCCUUCCUCGGCCCAGAAGGAGAGCCCUUCCUCUACCCGCUGAAAGCUAUGGAGGGGGAUGGGGAGGUGAUCAUCAGUCCGGUGCAGAACUGCAGCCACUGUGAAAGCGACGAAUGCCACGACACCUACGGCAGCAUCGUGUGCUACUGCGACGAGGGUCUGAUCCUGGCCCGGGACGGGGUCUCCUGCAUCAACGCUACAGAGGUUACCCGGCUGCCCCCCCAGCCGUCUCUAUCCCACCUGGCGCUGGGGCUGUCUGUGGGCACCUCGGCCCUCAUCGCCGCCCUGCUGCUGGCCGUCUCCGGGGUCAUGAUCAUGUACAGGCGUAAACAUACGGAGCUGCAGUCCAUCCAGCUGGAGCUGCAGAGUCCAGACUGUAAGCUCAGCAAGCUGCGGGCCUCCACCAUCAUGACCGACUACAACCCCAACUACUGCUUUGCCGGAAAGACGGCAUCGGUCACCGACCUGAAAGAAGUGCCGCGGAGAAAUAUCUCCCUCACCAGGGGUCUGGGUCACGGUGCCUUCGGUGAAGUAUACGAGGGGCUGGCAGUGGGGAUCCCAGGUGAACCCAGUCCUCUGCAAGUGGCAGUCAAGACCCUGCCUGAGGUUUGCUCUGAGCAGGAUGAGCUGGACUUCCUCAUGGAGGCUCUAAUCAUCAGUAAGUUCAGCCACCAGAACAUUGUGCGCUGUGUGGGGGUCAGCCUGCAGACCAUGCCCAGGUUCAUCCUGCUGGAGCUGAUGACCGGGGGAGACCUCAAGUCCUUCCUGAGGGAGACCAGACCCCGGCUGGAGCAUCCGUCCAGCUUGUCCAUGGUGGAUCUUCUGAAUGUGGCCCGAGACAUCGCAAAGGGCUGCCAGUAUCUGGAGGAGAACCAGUUUAUACACAGAGACAUUGCCGCUCGUAAUUGCCUACUGACCUGCAAAGGAUCGGGCCGUGUCGCCAAGAUUGGAGAUUUUGGGAUGGCUCGAGACAUUUACAGUGUGUGGAACUGGGAGGGGAAGCAUGCUGUGCUGCUGCCAGGGAAGAAUCUCCAGAGCAUAAUGGAUGACAGCCACACCUGGCAAGUCAACACAAGGAAGCUUAAGAGAGACAGUGGGGAGAUCCGUGAAGGCUUCCAUCGCAGGUUUAAACUGUGGUUGGUGGCAAAAAUGUUCACGAUUCAGAGCACGGGUGGCCAGGGUGAGGUCGGGGAACAUGAGGGGAAUUACUUGAUUCUGCCUUGA